Gopherus evgoodei (Goodes thornscrub tortoise) is the source of this 3360-nucleotide messenger RNA. RefSeq names its product peptidylprolyl isomerase like 2 (gene PPIL2). Gene Ontology annotation, cellular component: catalytic step 2 spliceosome. Lineage: Eukaryota; Metazoa; Chordata; Testudines; Testudinidae. The transcript is spliced from 21 exons. The record is from RefSeq and is a predicted model, not a curated record. Gene Ontology annotation, molecular function: ubiquitin-ubiquitin ligase activity; peptidyl-prolyl cis-trans isomerase activity. Bases 146 to 1801 code for a protein of 551 amino acids. Gene Ontology annotation, biological process: protein polyubiquitination; protein peptidyl-prolyl isomerization; protein folding.
ACCGGAAGUCGCUGUGGUGCUCGGGAGAGCCGGAUUGGCCCUUGAGGAGCCCGCCGGCCGGAGCUAGGUGGUCCGCCUCAGCUUGGGUCCCCCCUGUUGGUAGGGGGCGCGUCUCCUGUGCCGGGGGGGAAUUGGAGCCGCCGCCAUGGGGAAGCGGCAGCACCAGAAGGAUAAGAUGUACAUAACAUGUGCAGAAUACACACACUUUUAUGGAGGAAAGAAAUCAGAUAUUCCACAAGCGAAUUUUAGACGUUUAUCUUUUGAUCACUGCAGUUUAUCUCUGCAACCAUUCGAAUAUCCAGUUUGCACACCAGAUGGAACAGUCUUUGAUUUGCUGAGUAUUGUUCCUUGGAUAAAGAAGUAUGGGACCAAUCCAAUCACAGGGGAGGAGGUACAGUGUGGAUGCCAGUGUCCGAGAAACAAAUCUGUGUUGACCUUUCUGACUUCCUCUUUCAUUGUCCAUGAGCUGCUCGAAAGGAAACUAGAUGCCAAAUCUCUUGUGAAGCUAAACUUCGCUAAAAACAAUGAAGGUAAAUACCACUGUCCAGUGCUUUUCACUGUCUUCACCAAUAACUCUCAUAUAGUGGCUAUCAAGACGACUGGAAAUGUAUUUGCUUAUGAGGCAGUUGAGCAGCUGAACAUAAAAACAAAAAGCUACAAGGAUCUCCUGACAGAUGAACCCUUUACUCGGCAGGACAUCCUGACACUGCAGGAUCCAACCAAUCUGGACAAAUUUAAUGUCUCCAACUUCUUCCAUGUUAAAAACAAUUUAAAGGUGACAGACCCAGAUGAAGAGAAAGCAAAGUUGGAUCCAUCUUACUAUCUGAAAAAUACAAAUUUAGAGACCCGAGAGACUUUACUGGAGCUGUAUAAAGAAUUCAAAGGAGAUGAUAUUCUAGCAGCUACAAUGAAGGCCCCAGAAAAGAGAAAAGUGGAUAAGCUGAAUGCAGCUCACUAUUCUACAGGGACAGUAAGUGCUUCCUUCACGUCCACUGCCAUGGCCCCAGAAACAACACAUGAAGCAGCUGCCAUUGAGGAGGACGUUGUGCGAUACCAGUAUGUGAAGAAAAAAGGUUAUGUACAACUGCACACUAAUAAAGGAGACCUGAACUUGGAGUUGCACUGUGAUAUGACACCCAGAGCAUGUGAAAACUUCAUCAAGCUAUGCAAGAAGAACUAUUAUGAUGGAACUAUUUUUCACAGAUCAAUUCGUAAUUUUGUGAUUCAAGGAGGUGAUCCUACUGGAACAGGAAUGGGAGGAGAGUCCUAUUGGGGAAAACCUUUUAAAGAUGAGUUCAAGCCAAAUCUGUCCCACACUGGACGUGGUAUUCUUAGCAUGGCCAAUUCAGGACCCAACAGCAACAAAUCACAAUUCUUUAUCACUUUUCGCUCCUGCACAUACCUGGACAAGAAGCACACAAUUUUUGGAAGAGUGGUUGGUGGGUUUGAGGCUCUGACAGCUAUGGAGAAUGUGGACAGCGAUCCAAAAACAGAUCGUCCCAAGGAGGAAAUACGAAUCAAAUCAAUAACUGUUUUUGUUGAUCCGUAUGAAGAGGCAGAUGCUCAGAUCUCUGCAGAGAGAGAAAAGGCCCGACAAGAGGAGGAAGCAUCCAAAACCAAGACUAAGGCUGUCCUGCCAAAGAGAGAGAGCCAGGCUCCCAAAACUUACCGGCCGGGCAUUGGGAAGUAUAUUAAUAUGGCUGCAGCAAAACGAACAGCAGAUGAUGAGGGGCCUUCAACCAGUGCAGCUGUGAAGAAAGAGAAAAGGAGCACAGGCUUUGGGGACUUCAGUUCCUGGUAGCAGAGUGGAGAGCCUGUCACUGGAGCAGAACAGCAAAAAAGAGCCUUCCAUCAACCCCAAGGGGUCUGAAAGACAGGCUGUCCUGGGGAGGGAAAGCACUGGCCCACCCUUCUAGUAGGGAAGAAAAUCACUGCUUUGUUAAAGCUCCUUAAUGCAGUUUUGUUCUCUAGAGAGCUACAUUCCUCCAACGGCAUCUUCCUCGAAGCCCGGGUUAUGGUGGAUUUUACAGCCGUGGAGUGGGCACCCCCCGUACUCUUUCAGACUGCUGAUUAUCUAGGGCCUCUUUGUCUACUUCGCUGCUUGGCAGAUUAAGCAGAAUCAUCUCCUGUCGGUACAGGAGCUCAGGGAACAGGUGUGGUGGUGAGCGAGCUCCUUUUUCAGGAAGUCGCUUCCAGAUGAGACGGGUCCCUGCCAGCUGAGUGAAUUGGUGGAAAUCAGUGAUGUGGCUUUAGUCUUCUCUUCCCCCCCCCCCCCCAGCUCUUUGCUGGAACCCCAGAGUGCCACUUAUUGUCCUCUCGCCACCUCCGUUCCCUUUUGAGCCCCUGUGCAGCCACCCUUAUUCCGCCCAAGGACUGCCUCUGGACCCUAUCCCUACUGCUCGUUAAUGGGCUGAGAGGUUGCUGGCAAUCAACAUAAAUCCAUGGGCCUGAACAAGCUGUGUCUGCAGCCAGCCAAACCCUGCCACAGCCUGGGAAGCAGCUGUUCAGGACUGGCAGACUGGCAGCCUGAUCCAGAGCCUCCACUUGGCACUGCAGAGCAGUUAAGCCACCAUGUUGGCCCAUUUAUUGCUCUGUUUUGGUAGCCACUGAAACACCUGUGUCCCCUUCUGGCCCUUAGGCAGCGUGGCACUGAUGGGACCAGUUCAGAAGCCUGUCCUUAUCACCAGUGCUGAUGGGUAGCCCCCAGUUGGGGCAAGUGACUAGCAGGAAGCAGCAUUUGUAGAUGUAGUUUUUAAACCUGUCCUUGUCAUCGCAGAGUAACAGGACUGAGUUCUGCUCUCCUAGGAGAGAGAGAGCCCUGCUUUCAACAGUCCCAGAAAUCACAUCCGAUACCUCCUGUUUACAGUGUCCAACUAGAGACCCCUCAUUAGGAUAAUGUGAUAGCAGAGGGCAUGCACACCCUGCACCUGUUCACCUCAGCUGCUUAAAUCCCUUCCAGAAUCAGCCCCGCAUGUAUUACCCAGAGUAGCCGGGCACACACAAAUUAAGAUGUUUCCAAACUAAAGAUUUUAGGAAGAAGAGAUUUGUAUCAGCCCAUCGCAUUUAACCUUCUUAACAUCCUAACAUUCUGCACCCUCUGUUUGUUACCAUCCUCGUUGCUCAGCAAGGUACUGGUCCUACAGAACAGUUCUUUUCCACUGCUCCUUCGACAUUUUGAAUCAGCAGGAAUCCCCUCCUUACUCCAUUUCAGGAGCUGAGUCAUGCUUUUGCAAUCAGAUUUGUAAAUAAUGCAUUUCUAGUAACAGUGUCUUGUUUUGAAAGAACUCUGCAUUUAUACAGAAUUCCAGCUAGGAACUUUUGGUGAAAUAUUUUCAUUAAAAGCUUUUAUUUCCUUUUGAA